Molecule: messenger RNA, 1872 nt
Organism: Phoenix dactylifera (date palm)
Lineage: Eukaryota; Viridiplantae; Streptophyta; Magnoliopsida; Arecales; Arecaceae
Biological process (GO): cold acclimation
Cellular component (GO): cytosol
Source: RefSeq, a predicted model, not a curated record
GAGGGUCCACGUUGUAUUCACUUUGUCAUCUCUCUAGCUUAUUUUGUUUUACUUUUAGAUAUUGUUCAUGAACACAUUAACAUGUAACUUUGGCUGGACUGAUCCAACUGGCCCAAUCGCAUCUAAGCCAUGAUUUUGAACUCGAGAUUAAAAAAUUGAGAUCGGGUUGGGUUUGGAUUGAGGUCCAAAGCGACAUCCGACUCCGACGCAAACGAGGGUUUGGAGCCAUGUGACUUUGCAGACCUAACAGUACACGUGGCUGCAGUUUGCACGGUCUCACCGUUCGUUGUUCAAACGUGUUGCGUCCUCGUCCAUCAUCCACGCCGUUCGCAUCCGUGUCAUACAUCUUCAACUCCUCAGCAUAACACGUGUGCCCGGCCGUCGCCAGGUGUCACCUAAAAGACCAGACCAACCGCCUUCAGGCGCCGUACGUGUCGGACCGCCGCCGCAUUCUUCCUCUCCCCCCUUCACCCUCGCUUCCAUAAAUCCCGUUCCGCGCGCAGAAGAAAAAAGAACAAUCGCGCUACCUUCCACGAAUCCUUUCGUAGAUGGCUUCCCAGCAAGACGUCAAGAAAGAAUCCUCCAUGGAAGAAGAGCACGCGGCGGAGAGAACAGGCAUGUCUCCAGAGGAGAUCGGCAGAUACCGAGCCACCGCCCAGCAGAACUCCGUCGAUGUCAUGAGGGCUGCGGAGGAGCGCUACGAGAAGGCCAAGCAUGCCGGCGCCUCCACCAUCCAUGACGCCAAGGAAACCGCCACCCAUGGCCUCGCUGCCACCACGACUUACCUGGCCGCCAAGGGUACCGAGGCGAAGGGCACCGUCGCGCAUGGGGCCCGAGUCGCUGCCGAGUAUGCUGCAGAGAAGGGAACUGCGGCCAAGGAUCAUGCUGCAGAGAAGGCCCAGCAGGGCUACCAUGCUGCCGUUCGGGGUGCCCGUGCCGCUGCCGAUGUCGCUGCAGAGAAGGCUUCCGCUGCGAAAGAUACUGCAAUGGAGAAGGGCGGUCGACAGGGGUGUGAUGCAGCGAAGGAUACUGCAGUCCAGGCUGCAGUGAAGGCCAAGGAUGUUGCUGCGAGUGCCGGUGGAAGUGCUGCGGAUUAUGGGAAGCAAGCCGCCGAGAAGGCCAGAGACGUGACGGUCAGCACCGGAAAGAGUGCAGCAGAUCAUGCGCAGCAGGCUGCAGCGAAGGCCAAAGACGUGGCAAUAGAAACUGGAAAGAGUGCUGGGGAUUAUGCGCAGCAGGCUGCAGCGAAGGCCAGAGAUGCAGCCGUGAGCACUGGUAAGAGUGCAGCAGACUAUGCCCAAAAGAAGGCGGGGGGAGCCAAGGAUGCAGCUGUUGGUGCAGGUCAGAAGGCUGGGCGCACAGGAGAGAGAACCAAGGAAUUAGCAGAGGAAGCGAAGGAGACGGCCGAGGAGUCUAGCGAGCGACCCAAAGAACAUGCUAACCAGAGAUCUACUGAAGCAAAGCGAAAGCUCGAGGAACAGACCCACAAGGCACAGGAGAAACUUUAGAAUCCCUCACUCAGGGGAGAGGAGGCGGCUGUCAUGAAAGAGGCUACCAAGAAACAAGGGAAGACGGAGCAUGAGCUGGAAGGAAAAGAAAGAUAAGGCAGAGGAAGCGGAAGAGGAAGAGGAAGAGUGCAGGCACUAUUGCUGCUGGUGACCUGUUUGAAGUUGGGUGCGGCCGGAAUCGAGCAGCCCAAUCUACCAAGGAACUGGUUAUGGGAAGAGAGGAAAUAGUGAAUAAAUAAAUACAAAUGCAUUAAGCAACAGGUAGUUUGAACUUUUCAGCUUUCCUUGUUGUAAACUUGGUGUCUUAUAAUGAUGUAAAAUAGAAUGGUGAUAAACAUAUAAAUAAAAUGGCUCUAGCAACAGC